GUUCGCCUGCAAAAUCACAAAAAACAGCGAUAUAAAAAUUGGCCGCAUAUUUCCGUACAACGGCUACUUGCAACACGAUACGGCUAAUAGCCAAUGGACGCGCAUAGAAACGUAUACGCGCACUCACACAUUUGUAUGUACAUACAAAUGCUGCUUUUAAACACGCGCACGCGAUUUAAAAUAACUUGCAUGCAAAUAAGAUAAUUUUCGCAAAUAACGUCUUUUGCAGCAAACGAAAACACACUUUUCUUAAUUUUAGUGAAUAUAAAAGAUGGCAGUGCAGUAUUGCAAAAGCUGAGAUGUGCAGUGAUUGAAAGUUAUCGAUAUACAUAUGUAUGUACGAGUAUGUUAAGUGCAUUUCCUAUUCAAUUUGAAAUUGAAUUCAAACGGAAAAUGCACAAAAAUAUUUGAAAGCAAAAGUUGCAUAAAGUAAAUAGUAAAGAAAUAUACUCACCUAAAUGUGUGCAAAUGUUGAAUUUGCAAAUGUAAAAAUAAGAAAUAAACAGCAAACCACACAACAACAGCAACUACCUGUCAUUGGAAGGCGGCACGAACUAUCACUUCGACAGAAUCUAAUCGCAAUGUUAUUCGAAACGUUCAAAAAACGAAGAAAGUAAUUUUUUGCUCACUGAGAACCACGAAGUACGCACAAUGUUAAAACACACCUCAAAUGCCGGUGGCGUGGGCGGCGGACCAGCGAAUGGUCAAUUGCGUAACAAUCCCAACAAUGGCAACUCUACAACGGCCUGUAACCGCAAUAUACACCUGCGACCGCAACAACCACUCAAUAUCUCAACUUUAAGUGCAACACAGAAUGCCCUGCAAACGUCUAACACCUCGGCGGCGACGGCGAACGGAGGUCAACGUGUACCGACAUUAUUAAAUAUCGCCUCAACACCGAUAUCGGCGGGCACUACAAAUACACUAACACCGUUAACACCGAGUGCUGGUAAUACGACGACGGGUACAACAACGACACCAGUUACACCGUUGACACCGAAUGGCAUCGGAAAUAAUUUGCAUACAUAUACAAAUCAGCAUAUUCUCGCUUGCAACAACAAUAACAAUAAUAAUACAAAUAAUACACACAACACGACUACUGGCACUUUAAAUACAAAUACAAAUCAUAACAAUAACAAUAACGGUACUGCACAUUAUAAUAAUCAUAAUUAUAGCAAUUGCCAUAAUCUGACAACGGGUGUGUUAAUAAAUCAAUCGAAACAUGGACCUGGACCGAGAGAGGCGCUAACGAGCCUGGGACUCUUAUGUUUAGUUUCCCUGCUAUUAGCGCUAUUGUCGUUAAUUUUUCUGUUGAAAAUUUCACCGAAUGCCCGCGAAGAUGCUUUGACGCGCAGCUCUGCUGAGGACUUUGUAAUUGUCUACGACGUAACAUUAGCGCUCUGUGCACUUUCGCUAUCAUUAAAUCUAUGCUGUUUGCUGGUUUGUGCAAUACAGUUUCUGUUCGCUGUGAAAUUGGUGCGAUCACCAAUGUUCGAUGGCAGAGAUAACAAAUAUUUGGAAAAAUCAAGUGCGAGUCGCACCUGUGCAGUCGGUGGUUUCUUUAUAUCCAUACCAAUAUUUCUCACUGGCAUUAUUCUGUAUACAUUCAACCAUUUCCACUCAACACCUGCGAUUAUAACAAGUGUGCUAAUCGGCAUUGGCAUCGUAUUUUGCGGCGGCGCAAUGGUUCAUAACGUAUUUAUCUGGCAGAAGGAGAAAACCAUUAGCUAUCGCAGUCCGCCACUGAAUAUGUCAAUGGUAUCACACAUUGGGCCAAUAACACCGCCUGCGCAAUUUUUAAGUCCUCAUCAAACGCACCAUCACUUUAUGAGUUAUGCGCCGCACAUGCAUACUGCACACCCACACACGCAUGCACAACCGCAAGCACAAACACAAACACAAUUAGGAGCGCAACUACAUCCGACUUCCGUGACACCGGUCUCACCAAAUCAUUCGCACGGUAGCUUCAACGCGUUACUCUCAGCCGGUGCACUAAAUUCGUCAUUUCUAAUACGUCCAUCAACAGCGACACCGCCCACGCCAAAGCCGUUGCCCACACAAUUGUCAAAUGGUGGCGGUUGUUUGACGUUAAGCGCGCGUGAGGCCAGUGGCUCGGUUAGCCCGGGCAUACCCGGCGCGCUGGAUAUGAGCAAUAUAACCAGCCCUUCGCUGCAUGAGUUAUCGACGUUGGUGUAGUCUUUAACAUUAACAUUGUUAUUAAAUAACUACGUUAAGUAUAAAUAAUAUUCACAAGCACUAUGCACAAUGUUUCAUUCACACCUGAGCUAAUUUUUCACUUUUGAAUGUUUAGUGACAGACGGAAGUGAAAGUUGUGCAAAAUGUAUCGAUAAAUACAAAACGAUAGCGAGUUGCAAAUUGAUAAAGAAAUUCGAUAAAUAUAACAAUUAGUUUAAAGAAAAUAUAUGUAUAUAUAUAUUUAUGUGUGCGUAUAUAUUUUAGAACAGUAAACAAUAAUGAAUAUGUAAAUAUAGUGUUAUUAUUUAUGUUGAAUAUUUUUAUAAUAUACAUUUAAUGCAUAGUAUAAAGAAUCGUUGCAUAACUUUUUUUAUUUGAUAAAAAUAAUUAAAAAUUAAAUUAAAGGUGCUUCAUUAUGAAGUUUUAUAUUUAUUUUGUCGUAUUUAAGAUUUAGUUUAAGUAUACAGAUAACCUAAAUAUAUGACAUAUGCUUGCCCGAUUGUUUGCUGCGUAACGCUAUACGUUUAUGUUAGUCGUUUGUAACGACCGUUUAAUUUAAAUAUUAAAUUAACAAAUAGAAGAAAACAACAAACAGAGUAUUCUAAAGAAACGAAAAAAACAAAAUAAAUUGCCAUAAAGAUUAUUAAAAUAAUAACCAUUUUUCUUUCCAUACGAUAACAUCAUUUAUAACAAAACCAAUAAAAAUAACGGACGUAACAGUUGCAUAUAUUUAUUUAGCACAAGAAUAAAUAUUUUAUUAUUUUUAA
Zeugodacus cucurbitae (melon fly) is the source of this 2963-nucleotide messenger RNA. RefSeq lists its product as uncharacterized. The transcript has 5 exons. The record is from RefSeq and is a predicted model, not a curated record. Bases 652 to 2196 code for a protein of 514 amino acids. Lineage: Eukaryota; Metazoa; Arthropoda; Insecta; Diptera; Tephritidae.